Messenger RNA from Clunio marinus, 231 nucleotides. The record is from the annotation of a GenBank genome assembly. NCBI's taxonomy places the organism in Eukaryota, Metazoa, Arthropoda, Insecta, Diptera, Chironomidae.
AUGAAGGCUGUAAUAGCUAAAAGCACAAGUAUAAACUUUUUGUCACCUCACUUAGUUCUCGCGAUAAUAAACUUUGUUCCUAUGAAAAUCGAGGAAUUACUUUUAUAUUUAAAAAAUAUUCAGACGACUAGGAAGAGAAGUGAACUUACAAUAAUUGUACACACUUCUCUUGAAGAGAUAUCAGAAAACGAAGCUCGACAGAAAACUGUUCAAGAAUUCAUUGAAAAGUAA